Messenger RNA from Tripterygium wilfordii, 1444 nucleotides. Its product is annotated as AT-hook motif nuclear-localized protein 26-like. Lineage: Eukaryota; Viridiplantae; Streptophyta; Magnoliopsida; Celastrales; Celastraceae. The transcript has a single exon. Gene Ontology annotation, biological process: vegetative to reproductive phase transition of meristem. The record is from RefSeq and is a predicted model, not a curated record. Gene Ontology annotation, molecular function: DNA-binding transcription factor activity; minor groove of adenine-thymine-rich DNA binding. Bases 335 to 1231 code for a protein of 298 amino acids. Gene Ontology annotation, cellular component: nucleus.
GGCAGUCUUUCCAAAGCCAAACCCACAUCUUGAAUCAUGAAACCCUAAAACCCAAAUCCCCAAUUCUCAAUCCAUUCUCUUCUUCUCCAUCCCCAUCUCCAUCACCAACAAGAUUUCUUAGAUGCUCAAAUUUAGCCGUGAAUUCGGUGGCUAACACCAAAACUCCACCCAUCUCACUAAUUCUCUCGUCUUUCUCAUGGUAGAGACCUAGCAAUUAGCAAGAACAUUAGAAAACCUUAUCUUCUUCUUCCCACUAUCACCAGUACUUUGUAUCUCCAUUUCUUAGUCUUGGGUUCCUUGUAUAUGUGAUCAUCACCAGAUAUAUAUAGUAAUUAUGGAUCCAACUAGUCAUGGACUGUCUCUCCCUCCUUUUCACACAAGAGAUUUCCACCUCCAUCACCAACAACAGCAGCUGCAGCUGCAGCAGCAGCAACAACUUCAAUUCCACACCCAACAAAACUCAGAAGACGAACAAAGUGGUAGUAGCAGCGGCGUAAAACGCGAGCGUGAAGACAACAACAACAACAGAGACUCCGAAGGCGGAGGAGGAGGAGGAGGAGGAGGAGAGAUUACUAGAAAGCCAAGAGGUAGACCAGCUGGAUCAAAGAACAAACCAAAACCCCCAAUCAUAAUCACCCGGGACAGCGCCAACGCUCUCCGCGCUCACGUCAUCGAAAUCGCUGAUGGUUGUGACAUUGUUGACAGUGUGGCUACAUUCGCUAGGAGGAGACAGAGAGGGGUUUGUAUAAUGAGCGGAACUGGAACUGUAACCAAUGUUACACUCAGACAACCAGCUUCACCAGGUGCUGUUGUGUCUCUACAUGGAAGAUUCGAGAUAUUAUCGCUUUCCGGAUCAUUUCUACCUCCUCCUGCUCCGCCUGACGCGACGGGACUGACUAUCUAUUUAGCUGGGGGACAAGGGCAAGUUGUUGGUGGAAGCGUGGUGGGUACGUUGAUUUGUUCCGGUCCGGUGGUUGUCAUGGCUUCUUCGUUUAGUAAUGCUGCGUAUGAGAGGCUUCCAUUGGAGGAGGACGAGCCUCCCCCCAUUGGAAUGCAAGGUGGAGGAGGAGGAGGAAUUGGGUCGCCAGGAGCGAUGGGGUCUCAGCAGCAGCAGCAGGUGUUGGGGGAGGGAAAUCCUGCUCCUAUGUUUCAUGGGUUACCGCCGAAUCUACUGAAUUCUAUUCAGUUACCAAGUGAGGCUUAUUGGGCCACUGGUCGUCCUCCGUUCUAGCUAGCCAAAUGUGGUUGAUUUAGGCCGGUCGUGGUGAUUAGAGUUGAGGUUUUUGGAUGGUGGCUAGGAAAUUAAUUAUGGCUUGCUGCGCUGCACCGUUUGAUGAUCUAUAUAUCAGGUUUUGAUUUCUCCUUAAAUUUUAGUUCUUUUGUUUUGGAUUUGAUUACUAUUAGAACAAAUAGAUGUAAAAAUUUCUUUGAUUCCUAGCAAUGA